Triticum turgidum subsp. durum (durum wheat) is the source of this 1587-nucleotide messenger RNA. The record is from the annotation of a GenBank genome assembly. Lineage: Eukaryota; Viridiplantae; Streptophyta; Magnoliopsida; Poales; Poaceae.
AUGGACAUGACCAGCGGCUGGCUCGGCUUCUCCUUGUCUUCCUCCUCUUCCGCCGCCAGGGGCUACGACGCCGGCGAGGGAGCGGGGUGCGAUGGCGGUGACGGUGGCUCUUGCUCGUCGCCCACCGCGGCGGCGGCGCCUUCUUCGCCCAUCGUGGGCGUGCCGUUGCACUCUGGCGGCGGCUCUGUGCAGUACGAUGGACAAGAUUGGAGGCAUCAGCAUGCAGAAGCCAAAGGCCCCAAGCUGGAGGACUUCCUGAGCGUCGGCUACGGCAACGACAGGAGCAGCGGCAGCAUCUACGACGCCAGCCACGCCGACCAGCUCAAGUACCACCACCACCAGGACGUCCACCACGCCUAUCCAGGCUCGCCCUACUUCCAGGGCAAUGGCGGUGGUGGCGUCGUCAUCGGGCUGGACAUCAACAACGCGCCGCCGCCGUCACACUGCACCGGCCUCCCGGACCACCACUUCAUGCCCGCGCACCAUGGCCAGUACUCGCUGUGCCCGCCGAACCAACAAGCUGCAGGCGCGGGCGCGAUGGCGGCGGCGCCAAUGUACAGCUCCGCGGCGGGCUUCGACGGCAGCGCCAACAUGUCCAUCUCUGGCAUCAAGUCCUGGCUCCGGCAGUCGAUGUACGUGCCCGAGCAGUCGACGUCGGCGAUCCCCCCCUCCGUGCACGCCGCCCCGAGCGAGCCGCCGCUGCCGGCGCCGUGCGUCCCCGUCCCUCGCAAGCUCGCGCAGACCUUCGGGCAGAGGACGUCGCAGUUCCGCGGCGUCACGAGGCACAGGUGGACGGGGAGGUACGAGGCUCACCUGUGGGACAACACCUGCAGGAAGGAAGGCCAGACCAGGAAAGGAAGGCAAGUUUACCUAGGUGGCUAUGACAAGGAGGAGAAGGCCGCGAGGGCUUACGACCUGGCCGCGCUCAAGUACUGGGGUCCGGCGACCCACAUAAAUUUCCCGUUAAGCACCUAUGAGAAGGAGCUGGAGGAGAUGAAGCACAUGACAAGGCAGGAGUUCAUUGCGCACUUAAGAAGGAACAGCAGUGGGUUCUCGAGGGGAGCAUCCAUGUACAGAGGAGUGACCAGGCAUCACCAGCACGGCAGAUGGCAGGCCAGGAUUGGGAGGGUGGCAGGGAACAAGGACCUGUACCUUGGCACCUUCAGUACGCAGGAGGAGGCGGCGGAGGCGUACGACAUCGCGGCGAUCAAGUUCCGCGGGCUGAGCGCCGUCACCAACUUCGACAUCAGCAAGUACGACGUGAAGCGCAUCUGCGCCAGCUCGCACCUCAUCGGCGGGGACCUCGCCUGCAGGCGCUCCCCGACGCGCGACGCGCCGGCGCUGCCCAGCGGCGUGAGCGUCGCCGUCGAGCGCCCCGAGGCCGGCGCGUCCGACAACAGCUCCGACGCCUCGGACGGCCACCGCGGCGCGCACCUGCUGCACGGGCUCCAGUACGCGCACGCCAUGAAGUACGAGGCCGGCGAGGGCAGCAACGGCGGCGGGAGCUGGAUGGCCGCCGCGGCGCGGCCGGUGGCCGGCGUCCCCAGCGCGCACCCGCUCCCGGUGUUCGCGCUCUGGAACGACUGA